AGAGCCAAAGGAAAAGGAGGCCGCUCUUCUUCCAGUGGAAUAGCAGCCACAGUGUUUGGCGCCACAGGUUUCCUGGGUCGAUAUGUUGUCAAUAGGCUGGGUCGGAUUGGGUCGCAGGUUAUAAUCCCUCACCGCUGUGAUCAGUAUGACCUUAUGUACUUCAGGCCCAUGGGCGAUCUUGGACAAAUCCUUUUCCUGGAGUGGGAUCCCAGGAAUAAAGACUCCACCAAACAGGCUUUGGAGCACUCAAAUGUCGUCAUCAACCUGGUGGGCAGAGAGUUUGAGACGAGGAACUAUAGCUUUGAGGAUGUCUUCGUGACCAUCCCUCAGCAGAUUGCUAAGGCAGCCAGAGAGGCUGGCAUCACAAAAUUCAUCCAUAUGUCUCACCUCAACGCUGACAUACGCAGCCCGUCAAAGUACCUGAGGAACAAGGCUGUAGGAGAGACAGUAGUGAGAGACGAAUUUCCUGAUGCCAUCAUCAUGAAGCCCUCUGAAAUAUUUGGGAGGGAGGACAGAUUCUUCAACUAUUACGCAAACAUGCGCUGGUUUGGCAGUGCUGUUCCACUUAUUGCCCUGGGGAAGAAAACUGUGAAGCAGCCUGUUCAUGUGGUGGAUAUAGCCAAGGCUAUUAUUAAUGCUGUCAGAGAUCCUGAUGCUAAUGGAAAGACCUAUGCAUUAGUUGGUCCCAACCGGUACCUCCUUCAUGAUCUUGUGGAGUACAUCUACGCAGUGGCACACAGACCUUUUGUGCCCUACCCACUGCCUCGUCCAUUGUACCACCUUGUUGCUCAUCUUUUUUCAAUGAACCCAUUUGAGCCCUGGACAUCCCCAGAUAAAAUCGACCGGGUAAGAACAUCAAGAUUUUGGAAUAACUAUAAACUUGAAGGAGUGAGAAUAAUGCCACCAAUUGUAAAGGCUCUAUCACCAGUACUCUUUAUGCCUAUUACACUUAGAGCAGCUCUAACUAACUUUUGCCCUCCAACUUUCGACAGACUUGGCAAAUUAAGAAGAGUCCAAAUUAAAACCAGAAUAAUUCAUUACAAAGGUAUAAAAUUGAAAUGUUAACGUUAGCUUGCUAGUGAUACAGACAUAUACACAUUAGCCACCUCCAGUAAUUAUGCAUCUAGCAGGAAGAAAGCCACAUCUGCAUCAAAUUGUAGUCUUUUGGAUGUUUUUAAUGCUCUCUAUCUCCAACCCGGCAAACUGAUGUUAACCCUGGUUUUGCCUCAUUCUUUGUCACACUCACUCUGUGCUACAGAACAUGACCUCUUGGGUCUAACAAAUCCGCUCCCAUCCUGGGUUGGACCUGCAAAGGGAGCCUCCAUGGUCUGUCUUUGAAAUGAGCCAUACUGAUCUGACAAUGCCUCUUAUAACCUCAGAUCAGCAGAGGUGUGGAAAAAGUGUGAUGCAGAUUUUAACAACAGUGGCCACAGAGGGCAAGAAA
Molecule: messenger RNA, 1444 nt
Organism: Monopterus albus (swamp eel)
Lineage: Eukaryota; Metazoa; Chordata; Actinopteri; Synbranchiformes; Synbranchidae
Gene: ndufa9a
Product: NADH:ubiquinone oxidoreductase subunit A9a
Exons: 9
Cellular component (GO): mitochondrion
Molecular function (GO): protein-containing complex binding
Source: RefSeq, a predicted model, not a curated record